CCUCGCCGCUCCCGCAGAGAGCAGACACCGGCCGCACCACGCCACGCCGGUACCCGAGCGGGAAACCCACGCUGCGUGUGUCCAGCCGCCGCGCGAAGAGGGCUCGGAGUUGGGGGCUGGCAGGCGGACAGCGGCUGAGGGACGCCGGGGGAGCAUGCCCGCGCAGCCCCGCUGAAUGGCGCCUUCCCUGCGACCCCUCGCCCGGCCGCGGCCGCCAGGGAUGCUGCUCGGCGCGCUCCUGCUCCUGCCGCUCCUCGGCCGCAUUCCAGGAGUAUGGUGCUUUAGCGAACUGGUUUUUAUAAAAGAACCACAGGAUAUAACUGUUACAAGAAAGGAUCCAGUCGUUUUAGAUUGCCAGGCUCAUGGAGAAGUUCCUAUUAAGGUCACUUGGUUGAAAAAUGGAGCCAAAGUGUCUGAAAAUAAGCGGAUCCAGGUUCUGUCCAACGGCUCUUUAUACAUCAGUGAGGUGGAAGGCAAGCGAGGAGAGCAGUAUGAUGAAGGAUUUUAUCAGUGCUUGGCCAUGAACAGACAUGGAGCCAUUCUUAGUCAAAAAGCUCAUCUUACUUUAUCAACUAUUUCUGCAUUUGAAGUUCAGCCAAUUUCUAUUGAGGUCCAAGAAGGUGGAGUUGCUAGAUUUGCAUGCAAGAUUUCAUCAAACCCUCCUGCGGCCAUAACAUGGGAAUUAAAUCGGACAACUCUAUCUGUAACUAUGGACAGUGACAGGAUAACUGCCCUGCCAACAGGAGUACUGCAGAUAUAUGAUGUUGACCAAAGGGAUGCUGGAAAUUACCGUUGUGUUGCUGCUACUAUAGCCCACAGACGUAAAAGUAUGGAGGCCUCUCUCACAGUGAUUCCAGGUAAGGAGUCUAAGUCCUUCCACACACCAACCAUUGUAGCAGGUCCACAAAACGUAACAACAUCCCUUCAUCAGACUGUUGUUUUAGAAUGUGUGGCCACGGGAAAUCCCAAACCAAUCAUUUCUUGGAGCCGUCUUGAUCACAAGUCCAUUGAUGUCUUUAAUACUCGGGUACUUGGAAAUGGUAACCUCAUGAUAUCUGACAUCAGACUGCAACAUGCUGGAGUGUAUGUUUGCCGGGCCACUACCCCAGGCACACGCAACUUUACAGUUGCUAUGGCAACUUUAACUGUAUUGGCUCCUCCUUCAUUUGUCGAAUGGCCAGAAAGUUUAACGAGGCCUCGAGCUGGUACUGCUCGAUUUGUAUGUCAGGCAGAAGGAAUACCCUCACCCAAAAUGUCAUGGUUGAAAAAUGGGAGGAAGAUACAUUCAAAUGGUAGAAUUAAAAUGUACAACAGUAAAUUAGUAAUUAACCAGAUUAUUCCUGAAGAUGAUGCUAUUUAUCAGUGCAUGGCUGAGAACAGCCAAGGAUCAAUUUUAUCUAGAGCCAGACUGACUGUAGUAAUGUCAGAAGACAGACCCAGUGCUCCUUAUAAUGUACAUGCUGAAACCAUGUCGAGUUCAGCCAUCCUUUUAGCUUGGGAGAGGCCACUUUACAAUUCAGACAAAGUCAUCGCUUAUUCUGUACACUACAUGAAAGCAGAAGGUUUAAAUAAUGAAGAGUAUCAAGUAGUCAUUGGAAACGACACCACGCAUUAUAUUAUUGAUGACUUGGAACCUGCCAGCAAUUAUACUUUCUACAUUGUGGCAUAUAUGCCAAUGGGGGCCAGUCAGAUGUCCGACCAUGUGAUACAGAACACUUUAGAGGAUGUUCCCCUGAGACCUCCUGAAAUUAGUUUGACAAGUCGAAGUCCCACUGAUAUCCUCGUCUCCUGGCUGCCCAUCCCAGCCAAGUACCGGCGGGGCCAGGUGGUCCUCUACCGCCUCUCCUUCCGCCUAAGCACUGACAACUCCAUCCAAGUUCUGGAGCUCCCAGGGACCAGUCAUGAGCACCUUUUGGAAGGCCUGAAACCUGAUAGUGUCUACCUGGUGAGGAUUACUGCUGCCACCAGAGUGGGGCUGGGAGAGUCUUCAGUGUGGACCUCACACAGGACACCCAAAGCUACAAGUGUGAAAGCCCCUAAAUCUCCAGAGUUACAUUUGGAACCUCUGAACUGUACCACCAUUUCUGUGAAGUGGCAGCAAGUUGCUGAGGAUACAGCAACCAUUCAAGGCUACAAGCUGUACUACAAAGAGGAGGGGCAGCAGGAGCACGGACCCAUUUUCUUAGAUACCAGUGGCCUUCUCUACACUCUCAGUGGUUUAGACCCAAGAAGGAAGUAUCAUGUGAGACUGCUGGCUUACAACAACAUAGAAGAUGGCUACCAGGCGGAUCAGACAGUUAGUACACCGGGAUGCGUGUCUGUUCGUGAUCGCAUGGUUCCUCCUCCACCACCCCCCCACCAUCUCUAUGCGAAGGCUAACACCUCAUCUUCCAUCUUUCUGCACUGGAGGAGGCCUGCAUUCACCACUGCACAGAUGAUUAACUACACCAUCCGCUGUAACCCCGUUGGCCUGCAGAAUGCUUCUUUGGUUCUGUACCUUCAAACAUCAGAAACUCACAUGUUGGUUCAAGGUCUAGAACCAAACACCAAAUAUGAAUUUGCUGUUCGACUGCAUGUGGAUCAACUUUCCAGUCCCUAGCCCGUUGUCUACCACUCUACACUUCCGGAAGCACCAGCAGGCCCACCAGUUGGAGUGAAAGUGACGUUGAUAGAGGACGACACUGCUCUGGUUUCAUGGAGACCUCCUGAUGGGCCAGAGACAGUUGUGACGCGCUAUACUAUAUUGUACGCAUCCAGGAAGGCCUGGAUUGCAGGGGAGUGGCAGGUCCUCCAUCGAGAAGGAGCAAUAACCAUGGCUCUGCUGGAAAACCUGGUGGCAGGAAAUAUAUAUAUUGUCAAAAUAUCUGCAUCCAAUGAGGUAGGAGAAGGACCCUUUUCAAAUUCUGUGGAGCUGGCAGUUCUUCCAAAGGAAACUCCUGAGUCAAAUCAGAGGCCCAAGCGUUUAGAUUCUGCUGAUGCCAAAGUUUAUUCAGGCUAUUACCAUCUGGACCAGAAAUCAAUGACUGGCAUUGCUGUAGGUGUUGGCAUAGCCUUGACCUGCAUCCUCAUCUGUGGUCUCAUCUUGAUAUACCGAAGUAAAGCCAGGAAAUCAACUGUCUCCAAGACAGGCCAGAAUGGAACUCAGCAGUUACCUCGUAUCAGUGCCUCCCGAGCCAGUGGAAAUGAAGGGAAGAACCUGGAAGGAGCCAUAGAAAAUGAAGAGUCCUUGAUGCCAAUGAUCAUGCCAAAUAGCUUCAUUGAUGCCAAGGGAGGAACUGACCUGAUAAUUAAUAGCUAUGGUCCUAUAGUUAAAAACACCCCUAAGAAAAAAUGGCUCUUUUUCCAAGAUUCUAAGAAGAUAAAAGCUGAGCAGCCUCAAAGAAGAUUUACUCAAGCGGUCUGCCUUUACCAGCCAGGCACUACCAUACUAAUCAGCGAUGAAGACUCCCCCAGCUCCCCAGGUCAGACAGCCAGCUUCCCAAGACCCUUUGGUGUUGCAGCUGAUACUGAGCAUUCAGCCAACAGUGAAGGCAGCCACGAAACUGGGGAUUCUGGAAGGUUCUCCCAUGAAUCCAAUGAUGAAAUACACCUGUCCUCAGUUAUAAGUACCACACCCCUAACCCCCAGUUCCUUCACCGGCAGCGAUUUGGGUGGGGACCCCUUGGUGAGAAAGUGUGAAGAGACUGCAGUGCGGUCGGGUGCUGAGCAAACUUCCUCUUCAGUUUCUCAGCCAGCCCCUGCCAGGCUUUGCUUUGAGAAAAAGGAUUUUCCAAUCUAGACAGCCACAUCCAGGUAUUCUCACCUUUAAGUCUGUUCGAAGGACAAUGAACAGAGAGCCAAAGCCUUUUGUGAAACUCUUGGUAUCUUGGUAUCUUAUUGGGUAUCUCACCUUUUUUGAAUGUUUUUUUUUUAAUCUUUAAGCUCACGUAUUUUGAAUGUUUCAUUGUCAGCAAUGUGAAAAGACAGUCAAGGUGUUUGACUGGAUUAUAAAAUAUAUCACUGGAGCAAAGGGAAGACUUUUGAAAGCCCCU
This is a messenger RNA of Capra hircus (goat), 4031 nucleotides long. It is a transcript of the gene PRTG, whose product is annotated as protogenin. Gene Ontology annotation, biological process: axon guidance; cell-cell adhesion. NCBI's taxonomy places the organism in Eukaryota, Metazoa, Chordata, Mammalia, Artiodactyla, Bovidae. Gene Ontology annotation, molecular function: protein binding. The record is from RefSeq and is a predicted model, not a curated record. Gene Ontology annotation, cellular component: plasma membrane; axon.